This is a messenger RNA of Rotaria sp. Silwood2, 696 nucleotides long. NCBI's taxonomy places the organism in Eukaryota, Metazoa, Rotifera, Eurotatoria, Philodinida, Philodinidae. The record is from the annotation of a GenBank genome assembly.
AUGACACAGAACAGUACUAGUGGAGCAGCAAAAGAUGCAGCUGAUCAGAAUUUUGAUUAUAUGUUCAAAUUGCUUAUUAUUGGAAAUUCAUCUGUAGGAAAGACAUCUUUUCUUUUUCGAUAUGCAGACGAUUCAUUUACAUCAGCAUUUGUUAGUACAGUCGGCAUUGAUUUUAAGGUUAAAACAGUAUUUCGUCAUGAUAAACGUGUUAAAUUACAAAUAUGGGAUACAGCUGGUCAAGAACGUUAUCGUACAAUUACAACUGCUUAUUAUCGUGGUGCCAUGGGUUUUAUCUUAAUGUAUGACAUUACUAAUGAAGAAUCAUUUAAUGCUGUUCAAGAUUGGUGUACACAAAUAAAAAUGUAUUCAUGGGAUAAUGCUCAAGUUGUUUUAGUUGGUAAUAAAUGCGAUUUAGAACAUGAUCGUGCUGUUACACAAGAACGUGGUCAACGACUUGCUGAUCAAUUGGGUCUGGAAUUUUUUGAAACUUCAGCCAAAGAAAAUGUAAAUGUUAAAGUUGUUUUCGAAAGAUUGGUUGAUAUUAUAUUGGAAAAAAUGUCCGAUACACCAGAAGAUGGAAGUGGUACUGGUCAAGGAACUAAUGCAUAUGGAAAUCCAGGAGGUGGAUAUAAUAAAGGAACUACAAGACUUACAGCUAAUGAUUCACAAGCUAAAGGAAAUCAAUGUCAAUGUUAA